AUGGGAGCCCUUCGAUUUGCGCUGAUGCUAUGGGCAGCCUCGGUUCAAACAAGCUUAGCUGUGCCACUCAACCAGACUACAGCAUACUCUAACAAUACCUUGUGCAAGGCUAUCCCUGGUGACUCAAGCUGGCCGACUGACGCAGACUGGGCUCAACUGAACAGCACUUUGAACGGACGUCUGAUUGCCUCAGAACCAAUCUCUUCCGUAUGUCAUAAUCCAAGCUUUGACGAAGAUGCUUGUUCAGCUCUGAGGGAGAUUUGGCCUUUUGAUACGCCUCAUCUUGACUCCCCCCCAGAUAUUCUUGCUCCAUACUUCCAAAAUCAAAGCUGCGAUCCAUUUACUCCCAGAGAACGACCAUGCUCUUUGGGCAAUUAUGCGUCUUACUCAAUCAACGUCACAGGAGCUGCGGAAAUCCAAGCGGGUAUCCGAUUUGCUCGUGAGAAGAAUGUUAGACUAACAUUGAAGAAUACCGGGCAUGACAUACUAGGGAAAUCAACCGGCAAAGGCUCGCUUUCUCUGUGGCUACACAACUUGAAAGCGAUAGAAUUCUUUGACAACUAUAGCCAAGGCUCCGAAUACAGAGGCCCAUAUGUCAAGCUCGGAGCGGGAGUGAUACUUGACGAGGCCUAUACCGCCGCAUCUACCCGAGGAUUUCGGGUAGUUGGCGGCACUUGCCCGACCGUGGGGAUAUCUGGGGGUUAUGCCGCUGGUGGUGGGCACGGCGCUUUUACAUCAAUCUAUGGCAUGGCCGCAGAUAAUGUUCUGGAAUGGGAAGUUGUCACAGCAGACGGAAGCCACCUAUUCGCCAACCCGGAAAGUAAUAGCGAUUUAUACUGGGCACUUAGUGGUGGUGGCCCUGGCACUUUUGCUGUUGUGGUUUCCAUGACCAUGAGGGUAUACCAGGACGACCUCAUGACCUCCACUAGCCUUACCUUCAGCAACACCAGCGUCGGUGGCGUUGAAGAGUUCUGGCGCGGUGUCACGGCAUUUCACAGCAGUCUGGUUCCUCUUGUCAGUGCGGGAUCCGUUGCCUCCUUCGUGCUAUCGCAAACCUCCCUCACAGCCUUCAAUAUUGCUAUUCCAAGCAGUAACAGCACUUUGGUGAAUUCUACCCUGGGUGAGAUCACAGCGACAAUGGCACAGGCUGGUGUCAACGCGAGCCUCAUACCUACUCAGUACUCGGGUUUCUUUGAGAUGUAUAAUGCAACUCUCAAACCUGUGGUUGAGAGUACCCCGGCUGCACAAAUUGCUGGAGGUCGCUUAAUCCCGCGAAGUCUAAUCGAAAACAACGACACAUCACUUGAAGUGACGCAGGCGUUUCGAUCGGCUGUAGAGGCGGGCUUCAAUGUCAUAUGCGUUGCGAUUGAUGCACGGAAGCCACCCAUGUACGAGAAUUCCGUAUUUCCUGGGUGGAGGUCCUCCUUGAUGACUUGUUUGAUCCAACAGUCAUGGGACUUCAACGUGCCUAGAGAGGAGAUGUUGUUACGGCAGGCAAAAUUGACAGACGUUGUCAUGCCCGAGAUCGAAGCGGCCACUCCAGGUGGAGGCGCAUAUCUCAAUGAAGCCAGCUUUCAGCAGUCUGAUUGGCAGCAGACAUUCUACGGCGCCAAUUACCCUCAAUUAAUGGCUGUGAAGUCGAAGUACGACCCUGAAACUUUGCUGUACGCUGCGACUGCUGUGGGAAGCGAAGCGUGGGUUCCAGAUUCUGACGGUCGUCUGUGCCGCUCAUAA
Messenger RNA from Pestalotiopsis fici W106-1, 1734 nucleotides. RefSeq lists its product as uncharacterized. Gene Ontology annotation, molecular function: FAD binding; oxidoreductase activity. Lineage: Eukaryota; Fungi; Ascomycota; Sordariomycetes; Amphisphaeriales; Sporocadaceae. The transcript has 3 exons. The record is from RefSeq and is a predicted model, not a curated record. The coding region runs from base 1 to 1734 and encodes 577 amino acids.